Messenger RNA from Gavialis gangeticus (Gharial), 867 nucleotides. RefSeq names its product S100 calcium binding protein A5 (gene S100A5). Lineage: Eukaryota; Metazoa; Chordata; Crocodylia; Gavialidae. Gene Ontology annotation, molecular function: calcium ion binding. Gene Ontology annotation, cellular component: nucleus; cytoplasm. The coding region runs from base 348 to 629 and encodes 93 amino acids. The record is from RefSeq and is a predicted model, not a curated record. The transcript is spliced from 2 exons.
GAUGCACUGGGCCAGGAGAGCCCAUUGCUGUAAGCACCCACCCGUGCUAAGGGCUGCGGUACAAGGGGCUGCACACACAAUGGCCAUGCUGGAGGGGGUGGGGGGCCUGGCCCUGCGAAACCUCUACUGCUGUCCAGAGAUUGGAUAGAAGGCGGGGAGCUGAGCUCAAUCCCCUGCCCUGCCCUGCCACUGCCCCCUCAAUGACCUUGGUCAUGUCCCCCAGUCUCUCUAGGCUUUAUUCCCCACAGCCCGCAUCCUGCUGCUUUCCCUGAGCUGAGCAGCCCCAAGGGCCUUCACCCCGGUGUUGUGCUUCCGCUCCCCACGUCCCCUUCUCCCUUGCAGGUGGCAUGGAGACCCCCCUGGAGAAAGCCCUGGCCACCCUGGUCCUCACCUUCCACAAGUACUCGGGGAAAGAGGGCAACAAGUUCACCUUGAGCCGGGGGGAGCUGAAGGCACUGGUGAAGAACGAGCUGGGGCUGGGCCAGAAAAUGAAGGAGCGCAACAUCAACGAGCUGAUGAAGACUCUGGACAAGAACAGCGACGAUGAGAUCGACUUCAAGGAGUACUCGGCCUUCUUGUCCGCCCUGUGCAUGGCCUACAACGACUUCUUCCAGCAGGACGGCAAGUAGCGGAGCCCCCUGGGCCCGGCGCCUUUGGCCCGGGCUGCAGCGCAGCUGCCUUCAAUAAAGAGCUUUCCGCUUGUCGCUCGCCUGAGGUUGUUUUUUCCACUCUGGUCCCUUUCCAGCCUGGUUCUGGCUCCGAGCCAUGGGGAGGGACACGGAGAAAACCCCCAUGCAGGGGAGGGGCAGAUAGGGCAAGUGGUGAUGCCCCUGCCCUGUGAUGCUCAGGCUACAUGAGAUGAUGCAU